Messenger RNA from Schistosoma turkestanicum, 1126 nucleotides. Lineage: Eukaryota; Metazoa; Platyhelminthes; Trematoda; Strigeidida; Schistosomatidae. The record is from the annotation of a GenBank genome assembly.
UGUUACUCUUAAUUAGGCGCCAAAGUUGUGUCUGACGGUACUCGUCUGUCGUUAAUCACUGUUAAGCUGGAAACCUGCUAAUUCCAAGUUGAACUUUUGGCUACAGAUCACACAGAUCUUCACUUAACGGUUUAACUGUCAAAGUCGUUUAGCUAAAUUUGUCAAACAUGGAUUUGCUUGAUAAGAACGAAUCUAUAUCUUCCAUUCAAGAAUCAAGAGAUGCUUUUGUCCUCAUGAAACAAAACAGUGUGAUAGAUGAUGAAGUUCAAUUCCGCUAUGCUGUCGACCUCCUCCGUACUACUAGUAGGGAGGCACUUAAUCUCUCCAUUAAGUUAUUCGAAGAAUUGUUUAAUAGCACAAAAGAUGAUGGUCUACGGCGUGACUGUUUGUAUUAUUUGGCAAUAGCUUACACCAAACUGACAGACUAUGAAAACGCAACUCGAUGUUGUGAUAAUAUAUUGGCGGUACAACCAACAAACCAACAGGUCCAAGAAUUAAAGAAUGUCAUACAUUCUCGUGCUAAAAGAGAUGGUCUGACUGGUUUAGCAGUUGUUGGUGGUGCUGUUUUGGGAGCAGCUGCAUUGUUGGGCAUUGGUCUCGGUGUUGGUUUAUCGAAACGUCGAUGAUCUGAGCUAUUCAAUGACUACGAUUCCUAUCAUAUGAGAUUUUCUGAUUAUUUUCUUUCCUUGUUACUGCAAAGUAUGUACAAAUUAUUGUACUAACUUUUGUCAAUUUCAUAUUUUCUAUGUUAAAGCAAUACAUUUGGUAUUUUUAAAAUCUAUUUGACAACCACUAAUUCAACAGCUAAAUGUUUUACUUUCCUCUCACGGCUUUGGAAAUCCGUUUUAGCUGCCAGGUGAUAGAUAUUGAUAAUGAUCAAAACUUUAUUGCUUUAUUUGUCCGAAGAGCUGUCAACAGAAGAGUGUGAGUCUGGAUUUUGGUUUUUUCAGCUCUUUUAUAUCUGUUUAGUCGGUUUGUCAAGUACAAUCGCGCAGAUACAUCCACUCUUUGAGUUCUCUCAAAUCCUAGUCUUCUAGGUUCGUCAACACCUCUACUUUUGUCUUUCUAAACCUGUCUCACUGAAUUAUACUUCUUAAACAAUAUCUUGGAACCCUAAUCCUCUCUA